Galendromus occidentalis (western predatory mite) is the source of this 3924-nucleotide messenger RNA. RefSeq names its product flocculation protein FLO11-like. The record is from RefSeq and is a predicted model, not a curated record. Gene Ontology annotation, biological process: protein dephosphorylation; negative regulation of protein kinase activity. Gene Ontology annotation, molecular function: cation binding; protein serine/threonine phosphatase activity. NCBI's taxonomy places the organism in Eukaryota, Metazoa, Arthropoda, Arachnida, Mesostigmata, Phytoseiidae. The transcript is spliced from 12 exons. Bases 1 to 3924 code for a protein of 1307 amino acids.
AUGGAUGAAUUGGAGUGCACGUCACUCCUUGACGGGGUGCGCAAAAUUCUAGCCCGUUCUACGGGCGGCUCCGGAGACUUGAGUGAGUUCGGUGGAGUCGUCUUGCGGCAAUUGCCGGUAGCUCAGAGGGUGGUUCCCCAGGAAGAUAUCCGGGGCGAAGUUAUGGAUUUCAUUGUGCAACAAAUUGAAGACACGGAUCUCUCUCCGACUUAUGUUUGGGCCCUGGCGACUAAGGUCGCGAACAAAAUUUCCGAGGCCAUACUAUCAAACAUACAAAUUAACGCUUUGAAUGAAGUCUCGAAGAAGGAACUGGAUAGUUUGUGCACCCGAAUCGAGGCGGAUCCCUCUAUUCUGGAGGUCCGAGCAAGUUCUUCCAGCAUCUCGGUCAAAGCGCUCCGAAACGCUAGGAGAACGAUGGAGGAUCGCCACGUCUUGAUCACAGAUUUGAACCAAGUGGCCGGGCUGGAGGCUUCACCAUCCUACGAAUACUUCGCGGUAUUCGAUGGUCACGGAGGACGAGAAGCGGCGAAUUAUUGUGCUGCACACCUGCACUUGGUCUUGGCCGAACAAAUUCGGUCCGGGCUCCCAGCACCGGCAGCCAUAGAGAAGGCUUUCAAAAUCGUCGAUGCUAACUUCUGUGAUAGAGCAUUGGAGAUGGCUCGCAAGGCCGGCAGCACUGCUGUCGUGGCGCUAAUUGUCGACAAAAAGACUCUCCACAUCGGAUGGCUGGGUGACUCGGAGGCGGUUCUGGCACGCGAUGGGCAAGCCCUUGGCUUGGUGAAACCCCACAAACCGUCAGUCAUUUCGGAACAGGAGCGCAUCGAGCGCCUGGGGGGAGAAGUAAUCUCUCUGAUGGGCGUGCAUAGAGUCAACGCGAACCUGGCCGUGUCCAGGGCGAUCGGUGACGUGGAACACAAGCCGUACGUUUCGAACGACGCCGAGGUCAACACUGUAGAGCUCGAUGAUGCCUGCGACUUCCUAGUUCUCGGAUGCGACGGAUUAUUCGACCUCAUGAGCUACCAGGACGUUGUUGUUAAUGCUUAUCAUUCGGCACUGACCCGUCGUUUCGAUACGAGCGUUGCAGAAAAUCUCACUAGGGCCGCUAUAUCAAACGGAUCCACAGACAACGUCACAACGAUUGUGGUCAAUUUGAGAGACCCCAAGAAAUGGCACUUCGAAAACGUCGUAUUCCCCAAGUCCGAAGCUGCCGCCGCCGUCGCCGAUCGAGUCACUCCUUCAACUGGCAAACAACUGAACGGUUCCUGUGAAACAGUUGCUGCGAGUCUCUCCCUUACAGGUGGUGAUUCGUCGCCAGUCAGGGAAGUUGCCGCAGGGUUCGUAAGCGACGCAGUCGAAAUGGCACUCAGCAAAGUCAACGGGACGCCGCCCAGCAAUUUGGACCCCGUAUGUGAUCUCUCCCCACCCGAAGAAGAGCAGCGAGAUCUGAGGGCGAGUCUCAAAGACGACACCCCUGAAGCGGAUAGGCUGAACCCAGACGCCCCUGAGUUCGUGCCGUCCUUCCCGACGGCCUCAAGAGCUCCGGAGCUCCCGAAUCAGUCGUCGUCCGAUGAGAACAACGGAGCAACAGUUAUUACUGCAUCGCCGGCAACCGGAGGCAUGCCUAAAUCGGAGUCGCGGGAUGAGCUCGUCUACGAAAUCGAUCGUGAACUCGGGACGGCUCCACAAGCAGUGCAGGCAGAACUGGUGAAUCUAGAUGUUUCUUCAGGAGCGAGCGUUUCCGCGAUGAAAGCUGCUGAUGGCCUUUCGGACAGUGACGAAGAUUUGAAUUCGAUGGUGGUGCACGAAGAUCAGCCCCAGCCCGAGAUCAAGCUGAGCGAGCUGAUAGUUCGCGAGCAGCAUAUCCAUGUGAUUCCGGAAGAAUCGCCGAGCGAAGAACAGACCUCUCCGCUACCAGCAACGGAAGCCAUGAUCGGUGCUCGUGAGCCCUUGAUCGGUCGAGACGGUGUAGUCGAUCAACUCGUCGAUCUCUCGGGAGAAUCGGAAACUUCAGCUCGUGCACAAGCUUCCGGGGAUGCUGAGCCUGUUUUCGGUUCAGCGAAAGGGUUGGACGAGGCUGCCGCAGGAAGUUCGCAGAACGUUGUCGAGAGCCCACGUGUUUGCGAAGAUCUCGUCGAUCUUGCAUCCCAAGUCCUCGAGGCGGACGUCCUCGAGCGAAUUGAGUCAAGCGAACCGUGCAAGCCAGCCUGUGGAGCUCACGAGGCUCACGCUCCAUUGAAAAUUGAGGAUUCGCAAUAUUUGUUCUCGGCAGAAGUCGGCGUUCACGAAGAAACCAUCGUUCCUCGAGCUCAGCCGCUUCUUUUCGAAAACGAGGAGCCCAAAUUAACGGAGCAUUCCCUCAUUGACGCGAUGGAGAACUUGAUGCUCGAUGAAGGGCCGAAGGUUGUGGACGCCAUAGAAAAGCCUCCGAGAGCUCCGGCCCCAGCCAAUGUGGUCCCAGAACGAGCUCCUGGAGAAGUGGUCCCGGAGGAGCACAGAGCUGAACAGCAUCCCGAUAUUGAAGCUCACAGCAUCGGACUCGAAUCAGUCAAAGACGUCGUCGAGAAAUUAUCCGCUGUUGGCGAGACGAAGGAAGAAGCCGUCGGGGCACCCGUCAUCCCUGAUUCUAUUCCCGAAGCCGAAGGAGUCCUGGACGUCGAUUCUGACUCUGACAACGACGCUCAGGAAUGGAGUUUCGUGAAACCCGUGGAUUCACGCGUUCAGACUGCCGAGACGCAAAAGCUCUCCCCCGCAGCGGUAACAUCGGCGACUGCUGCAGUUGUUGCCGCGACAUCCGUAGCUGCCGCAGCCGUGGCGACCAUGGCGAAGCCGGCGCGGGAAACAGCCUCAACCACGACACCUACAUCGACACGGAAAGCAGCGGAGAAGGCGACGACCCCGAGCUCGAAAUCUGUCAAGAGCAAAGCAAGCCCAGUGAAAGCUCCGACCAGCACGAGUGGCACACCAGCUGUCAGAGCUGCCGCGAAAGUUCCCGCUUCAUCGAAAACUGGUGUAAGGUCCCCAGCGGCGCCCCAAGCUGCUGGUAAGCUCGCGACUCCGCGAACGCCCAUUGCAGGCGCAAAACCCGCUGCUCCAGCCAAACCGAAAGUCACUAAGGCAUCACCUGCUGCUGCUGCUGCCGCGAAACCCUCUCUGCCUACGAGCCCAAAAACAACAGCCACGGAUAAAGUCUCAUCCGUCUCGAGACCUAUUCCAAGUAGAGCAGCGUCUGCGACGAAACCCGUGGCUUCAACUGCUGCGAAGAACCCUUCAGCUCCAGCGACCCGCGCCCCCCUGAGCUCCAGAGCACCUACGACGACUUCGACAGCAGUAUCCGCGGUGCGGCCUGUCGCUGCGAAAUCUGCAGCUGCGAGAACCAAUGCUAAGGCUGCGGCAACCUCAUUGACAAGUGCGAACAAACCUACUUCCGCAGCUCUUACGAAGAAAGUUUCUGCUCCUACUGUACGUCCCGCCCCGCCGAAACCGACUGCAGCUGCUACGGGUCCGAAGAAAACCGUCACGAGCGGUGCAACAACAGCCAGCGCACCCGCCGCACGAGUGGCUGCGGCCCGGGUGGCGGCGACGGCGGCGAUGCGAAGCGCUCCGAAAACGACGGCAAGUGCCGCAACCACGGUCUCAUCCGCGAAACCAAAGAGUGGAACAGUCAAGACGACGUCGAGCGUUGGAAGCAGCAAAACAGCCCCGAAGUCGCCUGUGAAAAAGAACGUCAAGUUGGAAAAAAAAAGUGAACCAAUCGCUCCCCCUGUUGCUGUCGAACAGGUUGCAAAGGAAAACGGGAGCCAGACCGCUCCUCCCCAGACCAACGGUCAUCCUCCAUCUCAUACACAAGACAACAGUUCGAACCCCAACGAGCUCGGACCCACCGGGUCACCUGGGACCGCAGAACAAGGAGACGUCGUCGUAUAA